Micropterus dolomieu (smallmouth bass) is the source of this 1338-nucleotide messenger RNA. RefSeq names its product solute carrier family 25 member 46 (gene slc25a46). Gene Ontology annotation, cellular component: mitochondrial outer membrane. The transcript has 6 exons. The record is from RefSeq and is a predicted model, not a curated record. Gene Ontology annotation, biological process: axon development; mitochondrial membrane fission; mitochondrial fission. The annotation marks the transcript as partial. Lineage: Eukaryota; Metazoa; Chordata; Actinopteri; Centrarchiformes; Centrarchidae.
GUGUAACCUUUGUUCCUCUUCCUGUCCGCAGCCUUUUCACAGAGAACGUCCUGGCCCACCCCUGUAUCGUCUUCCGCAGACAGUGUCAGGUGAACUACCACGCCCGUUGUUACCACCUGACCCCAUUCAGCGCCGUCGCCGUCAUGUACGCCAUCACCAAGGCCCAGGGUCCCAAGGCUCUGUGGAAGGGGAUGGGCAGCACCUUCAUCGUCCACGGCAUCACGCUGGGAGCCGAGGGCGUCAUCAGCGAGAUCACGCCGUUACACCGGGAGCUUCCUCACAGGUGGAGCUGGAAACAGCUGGCUGGACAUUUACUGCUCAAAGGGUUAACGGCUGCGGUGGCGCUCCCGUUUUACUGCGCCAGCCUCAUCGAGACGGUCCAGAGCGAGAUCGUCCGAGACGAGGCGUCCUCCGGGCUGCUGGACUGCAUCCGUGAAGGUCUGACCCGGUUGUUGGGCGUCGGCGCUCCUCACAGUCGCCGUCUGCUUCCUCUCAGCUCCCUACUGCUUCCCGCCGCGCUGCACGCCAUCCUGCGGUACGCCAUCGCCACCUCCGUCCAGCGUGCGGCGAUGUGGCUGCACCAGCGGGGCAGGAAGCAGCGGGCGGACCCGUCCAACCCCCUGGACGCCUACUUCCCUGAGCUGGCGGCGGCGUGGGCGGGGUCUCUGGUGGCCGACGUCAUGCUGUUUCCCCUGGAGACGGCGCUGCACCGCCUCAGCCUGCAGGGCACGCGCACCAUCAUCGACGCCACCGACGGCGUGGUCGCAGCGGGGAGCGGCCCGUUGGUCCUUCCCGUCAACACGCAGUACGACGGCUUCUCCGACUGCCUCCACGCCAUCCGCCGCAAGGAGGGCGUGGCCGGGUUUUACCGCGGCUUCGGCGCGCUGGCCGCGCAGUACGCGCUGCACGGAGCGCUGCUGGCCGCCGCCAGGACUCUGCUGAGGCUGCUGCUGCUGGAGGGCGGGGCCAGAUAGAGGCGUCACCAUGGAGACGCGGCGUCACUUCCUGUUCCAGCAUGAACUCGUGAACCCGUGUUAAAAAAUAAAAUUGUUGUGUUUAAACACUGAAAGCUGAUUGGUCGCCUGCAGUCCACGUGUCUCCCCAGCUUCACCACACAGUGAAACGUGGCCUCCUUCAGGACGUGGCGCCGCUUUUAAUCUGUACAAAGCUGUAAAAAUGAAAAAGCUUCUGUGGAAUAAAGUAAAAGUAGAUUUAAAAUAUGACCACGAAUAUUUAAAUUCACGCCGGAGAGCGAAGUCGUCAGAGCUGCACCUGUUCUCGUGUUCUGUUCUGUAAAUGUUGAAACUUUGUGUCCAAAAAUAAAAACCUUUAAACUCG